Marasmius oreades (fairy-ring Marasmius) is the source of this 2763-nucleotide messenger RNA. RefSeq lists its product as uncharacterized. NCBI's taxonomy places the organism in Eukaryota, Fungi, Basidiomycota, Agaricomycetes, Agaricales, Marasmiaceae. Gene Ontology annotation, biological process: protein phosphorylation; intracellular signal transduction. Gene Ontology annotation, molecular function: ATP binding; protein serine/threonine kinase activity. The record is from RefSeq and is a predicted model, not a curated record. The transcript has 3 exons. Bases 1 to 2763 code for a protein of 920 amino acids.
AUGAUCCAGUCGCAGACGAUGCCCCCGUCGCCGUCCUCGACACCUGGACAGCUUUUUUUCCCCUCUACUCACCGCCAGCAAUCGGGUCUCCUCGCUGCCUCAAGUUCUCCCAAUCUAACCCGUCUGGAUGUUCCUCAGCAAUCCCUUGGGCCAGCCCGUUUACCUCGCUUGUCCGUCACUCCUGCAAGUACGCCAUCUCUUCACCAGGAAACACCCCAGCAGGAAUCAGAUUCUCCUCCGCAAUCGUCCGGUGCUUCUACCACCUCCUCUUCUCGUUUUCGUCUUGGUGGCAGGAAAACAUCAAUGCAUCAGGGUGACUCCCAAAAACAUCCCCAUGGUCCUUUACACGAUUUGAAGCGUUUCCUUAACCACCAUAUACCCCAUGCUAUUCCUCAUGAUCAGCCUCCUAGCCCGACCGAUUCAUCUCCCAAGCGAGAGCACGGUAGGUUUUCGCUGAAGCGCAACAAGUCACCACACCCAAAUGGUGACAUCAAGCAGUCCAAGGAUCGACCUCCUUCCCCAGCAUCAUCAAAUUCAACUGUCUCCUCCAAACCCCCCUCUUCCAAACCCCCUUCCGACAAAUCCCAUUCCGAGUCCUAUUUUGCUUCCUCAGAACUUAGCAGCUCUCACAAACACCCGGCACCCCCUCCUCCUUCACGCACUUCUGGUAAAUCAUCAUCAUCCCGACAAUCCAAACAACAUAAUCACUCCUCCAACCCUCAUCCUAUUCAUUCCUUGUCGGAAGCCACUCACGCGCAUAUUUCGAAGAAGUAUGGUAAAUGGGGUCGAGUUCUUGGUUCGGGCGCGGGCGGUACGGUCCGUUUGAUUAAAGCCUCUACUAAGAACGGUGGGACUAUCUUCGCCGUUAAGGAGUUCCGUCCAAAGAGAACUGGCGAGACCGAGAAGGAGUAUCAGAAGAAGGUUACCGCCGAGUUUUGUGUGGGCAGCACCCUGAAGCAUCCCAACAUCAUCGAAACGGUCGAUAUUGUUAGCGAAAAUGGCCAUUACUACGAGGUCAUGGAAUAUGCACCAUACGACCUCUUCUCAGUCGUCAUGUCGGGCAAGAUGUGCCGACCAGAGAUUUACUGCGUCUUUCGCCAGAUCUGUGAUGGCGUCGAAUAUCUGCAUUCAUUAGGCCUUGCUCAUCGUGAUCUCAAGCUCGACAACUGCGUGAUGAAUCACGAUAACGUUGUCAAACUGAUCGACUUUGGUACCGCUACGGUCUUCCAUUAUCCCGGGAAGACCACGCAUAUCAAGGCCAAGGGCGUUGUCGGAAGUGACCCUUAUCUUGCCCCAGAAGUACUAGACAAGGACGAGUAUGAUCCUAGAAAGGCCGACGUAUGGAGUGUCGCCAUCAUCUUCCUUUGUAUGGUCCUCCGAAGGUUUCCUUGGAAGUGCCCCGACGGCAAGAACGACCCAAGCUUCAGGGCUUUUGUCAACGCCCAUCCUGACCUCAGCGAGCCCAAGAAACACAAGGAGCCUCUAAAUCAGGCAGCAACGGGGCCUCGUCAGCCGCAACGUGGAUCUACCAUGCCUCCUCAGCCCAAAAUCGAACUCAAACCGGAUUAUGUCCCCCAGAAGGAACGUUCGUCGACCGAUUCUGAACUGGUGCCUCCUACCAAGCAGCACCGUUUGCCCAAUAAUAGUCUGACCUCUUCUUCUGGAUCACCUUCCACGAACAGUAGUAGUCUGUUGGACUCAUCGGACGGAGGUGAAAGCGGUUCCAUUACUUCGGACUUUGAAUGUGAUAAGCUAUCGCAGCUUUCUUCCUCCGAUGGGUCGUCAUCUGCUGUUCGUCAUUUCAACUUCAAUUCUCCACGAGCAGUCACGCAGAGCACUGCUACCCUUCCCAGUAAUUUGGCUGUCUUGGGUGCAGGCCUACGAUCAGGUAGUGACACACUUGCAUCCAGCAAGGUACGGCGUACCGAAAGCCCGGUGGAUUUCGACCCCUCAGUUGUAGAGUUUGCCAGGCCAGGUAACUCGACUGAGAGUCUCCCAACAAGUCCCUCGUCUGUAUUUGCAGCCAAAUCAACGGGGGAAGACGACAUAGCUACACCACGUGCCGCUAAUGGGGGGUUCGGGAUCGCUGAAGUGCUUUCGGGACAGAGCUCUAGAAGAGGAAGGGCAACCACCAUUGCUGGACCUAUGGCCAGUAUCACUGUGGAGAAGAUGGUUGACGGUCCUUUCGAGGACAAUGUUGGGGAAAAGCAGAGUACGACGUCUGAAGUUCAGUCGCCACGACCACAGCACACAGAGAAGCCACAGUCGCCGACAAAAUCCUCUGGAUCUAUAUCUAGUGACCCGCCCUCUUCACUAUCGCAGAAGACACCUACGAAUUCAGAAACCAAUACUACGGCAAGGAGACGUCAACGCACCGAUAGUGUCGCUACGUUCCAUGCCGGUGGUGCUGAGUCAAUAUUUCGGCUUUUGCCUAGGGAAACACGACCUGCGCUUCGGCGGAUGCUUCAUGUCGAACCCGGCGCCAGGUGCACCUUGACUGAUCUUCUUCAGGGAAAGGGAAAGGGCAGUAGUUUACUCUGUGGUUGUCGCCUCGGCGGCGAUUCACCAACUGGCGCACCCUCUAGUCCUUCGUCGACGACAUCGUUGGCUUAUUGCGUCGACCACGACCCAUCGGACGAGGAGGAUGAUGGUGAUUCGUGGAUUAAGUGCAUACAGCCCUGCUCUGCGCCAGGAGUUAAACCUGGACACGUACAUAUACAGGUUGCCGUUGACGAGAAGCAGGGCAAGAGAAGGUUUUUUUAA